Messenger RNA from Notolabrus celidotus (New Zealand spotty), 1586 nucleotides. It is a transcript of the gene trh, whose product is annotated as thyrotropin-releasing hormone. Bases 234 to 1046 code for a protein of 270 amino acids. Gene Ontology annotation, cellular component: extracellular region. NCBI's taxonomy places the organism in Eukaryota, Metazoa, Chordata, Actinopteri, Labriformes, Labridae. Gene Ontology annotation, molecular function: thyrotropin-releasing hormone activity. The transcript has 3 exons. Gene Ontology annotation, biological process: hormone-mediated signaling pathway. The record is from RefSeq and is a predicted model, not a curated record.
CUUGGUGACAUCAUUGGAGACGAGGGAUCCUGAAAAAUGACUCCAGUGUUGGUGUGACGACAGUAACCAGCAAGUAUAAAAGCUGAGACGGAACGUUAUCUGCUCACACCUGUAGCCUUGGCCUUUACGGGUCAGUCAGCGCAACGAAAGGCUGAGAGAAACAUACAGAGGUUCAGUACAGAGGCGCAGAGAGAGGAGGAUUUGGAUACUUCUCAGACGCCCACUAACUUACCAUGAAGUCGACAUGUCUGCUCAUCUGGGCUUCUCUAGUGGUUUGGAACUUGUCUAUGUGUGGAGCACAGGGUCCCCCCGAUGAUGACAUGGAUCGGGUGACCAUAGACGACAUAAUCCUACAAAGAGCAGAAAGUCUCCUGUUAAGGUCCAUUCUCAAUAAGAUACAGGAGGAGGACGGCAGAAACGAGGGGUCUUCCUUUCAGUCGGCAUGGGUGUCCAAACGACAGCAUCCCGGCAAGAGGUACGUCGAAGAGUUGGAGAAGCGGCAGCAUCCGGGGAGGAGAGCAGAAGACGAGGUGGAUGAACAGUACUUAGAUGUUCAGAGGAGACAGCACCCGGGCAAACGCGAAGACGAAAUGCAGUCGUUCAUUGAGUUCCAGAAAAGGCAGCACCCCGGAAAGCGUUCCACUUCUGGACACAUUUUAGAAAACCCAUCAAUGCUCCUGAGUGAACUUUCAAAGCGACAGCACCCGGGCAAGCGCUACCUGGUGCUGCACAACAAACGCCAGCACCCAGGUAAGCGCCAUCCCGAGGAUGAGGACAGUGAGGGAGACUGGGAUGCAGAUACGGAUGGAGACGAAGACCUAGCUGAGUUGGAAAAGCGGCAGCACCCAGGAAAACGGUUUUGGGAUAACUCCAGUCCGGAUAUGGGCACAGACAGUCCGUGUGAUGUAUUAGAACCUACGAGCUGCAGCAAGACCAGUUUGCUGCUCGACUUUUUAGACAACAUUAACAAGAGCCAUGCCGAGGAGAAGAGACAACACCCGGGUAAACGGUUUGCACCCGAGGAGGAUUUAGUGGAAAGGGAAUAGGUCACUAAAGACCGAUGUGCGUUACUGCUGUAUUGUAAACUAAUAAAUGUGUAAAUGAUGUGACCAUUAUGAUUAUUAAAAUGAAAAAUAACUUACAUCAUUUAACCUCUCGUGCAACGGUUUUGCUUUGACAGACAGUAACUCUUUUUGCGUCAAACCUGUAUCUGCUGUAUGUUUCUUUGGAGAGCUUGUGCGUAAAUGUCCUCCAAAGUGAGUAUAUCGAUGUAAAUAAGAUUCUCAAAAGAGUGCUCGCACUAUGUUGACUUUUAUUCACGGAUUAUGAUUUCUAUCAGAUAUGAUUGUAUCCGUUGAUUUAACCACUCCUGUUAAAGAUCAUGAAGUCCAAAUUGAAAGUAAUAGCCCUCUUGGUUUUGUGAUGCCGCCUCCGUGAGGCAACGCACGCCCGUAUGAACGGAACAUGUUCCAAAUUCAAGACAUCAAAGUGGCCAGCGUUCGCAGUUACGCACAGAAAAUCUCCAGAGUUUGAUUUUUGUUUCAUUCUUGUCUACUCCCAUAAAAUGUAAUGACUCUCACAGCAAA